Molecule: messenger RNA, 1558 nt
Organism: Erpetoichthys calabaricus (reedfish)
Lineage: Eukaryota; Metazoa; Chordata; Cladistia; Polypteriformes; Polypteridae
Product: olfactory receptor class A-like protein 4
Exons: 2
Coding region: 411-1376 (321 amino acids)
Biological process (GO): G protein-coupled receptor signaling pathway
Cellular component (GO): membrane
Molecular function (GO): G protein-coupled receptor activity
Source: RefSeq, a predicted model, not a curated record
UAAACUGUAAAGUUAAUUCUCAGAGCUGGCACGUAUCUUUGAAAUGAAUUAUGAAGCUUUGGUUACCCAGCAACUGAUUUUGGAAGCAGUGGACUAUGCAGGCAGUAUUAGUCAGCAGUGGUGGGCAAUAUAAUACAAGUAGAUUGUUGAUAAACCUGGUUCAACCAUUAUCCAGAGGCCAAAUUUAAAAUCUGACUGGUAAUAUGUGCAAUGUGAAGCACAAGUAGUCAGCAAAUGCCUUCAAUGAUAACAAAGUAUACCAGGAUUAUCACUAGACAUACUUGCUACCUAGUCUUCUUUUACUGAGUGAUUAAAUUUGAGGGGUGAUUAUUUUACCAGCUACCUGUCUCCUUCAUCUGUGCUAACUGUGGUUUAGUGGUUGAGUGCUCAGAAUCUCCCACGAUCUAAGAAUGCCUGAAGUUCUGCCAGUACAGGCUACAUUGUUUGGAGUGCUUGUCUUUUCUGGAAUACUGGGGAAUAUCCUAGUCAUCUUCACGGUAUUCGGCUCAGUGUGUGGGGCACAUUCACAACAGCAUCUCACACCGUCUGACAUCAUCCUGAUGAAUCUUUCCUUUGCCAAUUUGCUCACAUCAAUUUUUCGAACUGUGCCCAUCUUCAUCUCUGACUUUGGCGUGGAGAUCUAUCUGUCCAACAGCUGGUGCAAAAUAUUCAUGUUCUGUUGGGUGUGGUGGCGCUCUGUUGGUGUCUGGGUCACCUUCACACUCAGUCUCUACCAAUAUCUCACAAUUCGACGGAAAUUUCAGAUAUCAGGAACAUUGGCGAAGUUGGCAGAACGCCGCCGGGUCUUGCUCUCUCUCUUAGUGGUGUGGGUGCUGAACUUUCUGUACUCUGUUCCUGCCUUGUUCUACUCAACCCACAUCACAGGUAACAAUACUGCUGAGCUUAUGGUCAUCAGCUGUAAUACACGGCCCCUGCUGGGCUGCAUCUGGGAUUUCCCUGUAGAGAAACAUGGCAUCAUCUUUGCCACAACAUCUUUGGCUAUUCAUGAAGUCACACCCACUGUGCUCAUGGUAGCCACCAACCUUUCAACACUCUGUGUGCUGAAAAAGUACAUGCAGUCUGUGGCAGAGAGUGGACUUACUACACAUAUGCACUCGGAAAGAAAUGCCAGCAAACUAAUUGUAAUGCUUGUCACACUUUUCCUGCUUUGUUGGGGCACUCAGAUUUUGGCUGUGUCCUAUUACAACUACAAUGGAGGAUCUCAAGCUGAAAUACUACUGAUGCUUGCACAGUUUUCAGCAACCAUUUUUGUUGGGUUCAGCCCCCUAGUUGUCAUGCUUGGACAUAGUAAGAUGCGAAAUCAAGUUAAAAAGUUUUUCUGCCACAGCUGCUUUCGUCCUUCUGCUGGGAAGUGAGAUUUUUAAACAGUUGACUAGCACUUACAGGGAAACCUGUAGAGUAAUGCCACAUUGUCAGCCUGUUAUCCAUACUUUGACUGUUACGUGAUUUAUCAUUUAUUUAUUAGUUAAGUGACCACAUUUGUCCUUAGCUUCUAGAGCCAACGUACAGUUGCGAUCAUCAAGAAGCUUGGAUUAUA